GUUGCUUUGUGGAGAUGGAAAUUUGAUAUAUCAAGCUGGAAUAUUAAAAUUAUUAUGUCACAAAACGGUCUUUACUAUUUAUUUAUAACCAUUGGCAUCAUUAAAAACAGUAGCAGUGUGAGAGCGCCGUUUGAACCAAAACCUCAUUUUAUAGUAGGCGAUGUUGAUUUCCACUCUGAGGGCUCAGAAGUAUGAAGCGAAUUUCAUUUUUGUUGAUGUUACUUUUGAUUGCUACGGCCGGUGGUCAAUGUAUUCUUGAUGGAAUUGUGUUUGCACCGGGUGCGACGUUCAGCCGCGGCUGUCGCGAGCGAUGCACAUGUCUUGAGUAUGGUUUUUAUGGAUGUGUUUCCAUGUGUGUCAACGAAUAUGUAAAACCGUUGUCCUGCAGGUCACCAGUUCUGGUAGAGUUUCCGAAUCAAUGUUGUAAGGAAUGGCUGUGUGCGGGCGCUGUUGAAAACUUUUCAACUCCAAAACAUCCUGGUUCAAUUGAUGAGAAAUCAGAUCUUGGACAAGACCUAUCGAAGAAACAAUGACGUUCAUCACGAUACACGAAUAUCGUAUCGUUGAGUUUUAGAAAUAAGCAAACAUAGCUCAACAGAGUAGGCUUCCCUAUGAACUUUUGUAUGGAUUUGAGAAAAAGAACAGUACACUAAAUAGAAUUAGCAUUAACUAAUGUUAAAAUAUGUCUGUGCAAUGCAUGUAGAAAUAACUAGCUGUAGCCUAUAUUUAUAAAUCAAUACCGUAAUUAUUCUAACAUGAACAAACGCCCAUCAGAGCCACAUUUGGAACAAACGCCUCAGGGAGACACGAAUUUCGACUGAGACAUGAAUCCGGUCAAUCAGUCAGGGGUUUAUGUUCGACAUUUAAUUAUUUCUAUUAAAAUUACGCAAGGUUUAUAAUUACUUUAUUAUUCAUGAGCCGAAUUUUGGGUACCGUACGUACUGUAUUUAUUCGAAUAUAUGCCCCUGGCGUUUACUUUUGGGAAGGGUUUCUUGAGGGAGGCGUUUAUUUAUUUAUUUUGUGUGUCAUAUGGAUAUGUGUAUACCCUAAUAAAAGCCCUUCAAUUUAAAUGUAUAUGUGGAACUACAUCCACAAUUACCGUCAAAAUGUGUAUAUUGCGUGAUUAAUAAAGACGU
This is a messenger RNA of Anneissia japonica, 1136 nucleotides long. RefSeq names its product WNT1-inducible-signaling pathway protein 1-like. NCBI's taxonomy places the organism in Eukaryota, Metazoa, Echinodermata, Crinoidea, Comatulida, Comatulidae. Gene Ontology annotation, biological process: signal transduction; cell adhesion. The transcript has 4 exons. The record is from RefSeq and is a predicted model, not a curated record. The coding region runs from base 192 to 533 and encodes 113 amino acids. Gene Ontology annotation, cellular component: extracellular matrix. Gene Ontology annotation, molecular function: heparin binding; integrin binding.